Phalaenopsis equestris is the source of this 876-nucleotide messenger RNA. RefSeq lists its product as uncharacterized. Gene Ontology annotation, biological process: rRNA methylation. Gene Ontology annotation, cellular component: chloroplast. The record is from RefSeq and is a predicted model, not a curated record. NCBI's taxonomy places the organism in Eukaryota, Viridiplantae, Streptophyta, Magnoliopsida, Asparagales, Orchidaceae. The transcript is spliced from 2 exons. Bases 1 to 876 code for a protein of 291 amino acids.
AUGCUUCCCCCCCACUGCUGCAACCUAGCUAGAAAUCUCUCUCUUCCGCUAAUUUCUAGGGUUUCGAGAAGGCCAGUGAGCUUUUCAGUUUCCCUAUCGCAAGCUGCGAGUGUUUCCUGUGCAGCUGAGCGGAGCACCGCGAUUGAUCCCGCCGGCCGAGCAAUCGAUACUAGGGUUCUUCCCGGGCUAGUUUCCCGCAGAGGUAGAGGACAAAAGACACCAGUAGGAAAACGGAUGGGUUUUAGGUCCAAUUUCUCUUCAUGGGAGGAAUCUGCGGAGGCCUAUUUUUCAAGAAAUGGAGUAAAGUUGAGAGAUGAGAGGGAGGAUGGGUAUAGAAGAAGAAGAAGUUUGGGAGAUCCAGAGUCUGAGAAUGGAGUUUCUGCGGAGGUGCGAGAGGAAGAGACUCAGGGGAAGCAGGAGCUAGUUUCCAAAUCUGCUGAUUCUCCUAGAUGGAAUCGAAUCAAGAACAUGCACAGAGAUUUCUCCGAUUCAAGCUCUCGAUCCGAGAAACCAGAUCUUCGCCGCUGGAAUAAGCGGGAAACCUGGAGCAAACCUAGAUCGAAAGAAGCCACGGAGACUUCUGUGCCUAAAAUGGUUGGUCAGUGUGUUUACGGGGUUGGUCCCGUUUUGGCCGCGCUCACGGCGGCUAGGAGAGAAUUUCACGCCCUUUAUGUUCACAUGGCUGUGGAUGGUGUCAAUGGAGACAAUGGAGAUGAAGAUGAAGAGAUGGAUCAGAAGUGUUUUGGUGAAGAUUUAGAUUCCUUUCUUGCUGUGGAGAGCUUGAAUGUUAGUGUUGCAGCUGGUGUGCUUCUCUACCAUUUGGUUGGGGAUGCUAAGCAUCCAUCAGUGGAGAAGAUGAAGAGGAUUUCCAGCUGA